Vicia villosa (hairy vetch) is the source of this 1696-nucleotide messenger RNA. RefSeq names its product glutamine synthetase leaf isozyme, chloroplastic. The record is from RefSeq and is a predicted model, not a curated record. NCBI's taxonomy places the organism in Eukaryota, Viridiplantae, Streptophyta, Magnoliopsida, Fabales, Fabaceae. The coding region runs from base 214 to 1506 and encodes 430 amino acids. Gene Ontology annotation, molecular function: glutamine synthetase activity. The transcript is spliced from 15 exons. Gene Ontology annotation, cellular component: cytoplasm.
UCUUUAAGGGACCAAAAACAAACUUCAUCCACUCAAUAGCUCACCCCUAUCGUUAUUGCAAUAGCCAACAAACUUCUUUCCUUAACCACCACCAACCCUUAUUUUACACUCACUCUCUCUCUAUAUGCUUCAUUGACACAAGGCUUUUUUUCACUUGAACAAACCCAUUUCCAACCUUUGAAGUUUUUGCCAUUUUUCAACUCUGUAUUGAAAAUGGCGCAGAUUUUGGCACCUUCGACGCAAUGGCAGAUGAGAAUCACGAAAACCUCUCCGUGUGCAACUCCGAUCACAUCAAAGAUGUGGAGUUCUUUAGUUAUGAAACAAAACAAGAAAGUUGCGCGUUCUGCUAAAUUUAGAGUGAUGGCAAUCAACUCUGAAAAUGGCACCAUCAAUAGGGUGGAGGAUUUGCUUAAUUUGGACAUCACUCCGUUCACCGACAGCAUAAUUGCUGAGUACAUAUGGAUUGGUGGAACAGGAAUCGAUGUGCGCAGCAAAUCGAGGACCAUAUCAAAACCUGUUUCGCAUCCCUCUGAGCUCCCUAAGUGGAACUAUGAUGGAUCUAGCACUGGACAAGCCCCUGGUGAAGACAGUGAAGUGAUCCUAUAUCCUCAAGCAAUUUUCAAAGAUCCUUUCCGCGGCGGAAACAAUAUUUUGGUCGUUUGCGAUGCUUAUACACCUGCAGGUGAGCCUAUCCCUACAAACAAGAGACACAAAGCUGCUGAAAUCUUCAGUAACCCAAAGGUUCAGGCUGAAAUUCCAUGGUAUGGGAUAGAACAAGAGUACACUUUACUUCAAACAAAUGUGAAUUGGCCAUUAGGUUGGCCUGUAGGUGGCUAUCCCGGUCCUCAGGGUCCUUAUUACUGUGCUGCCGGAGCAGAUAAGUCAUUUGGACGUGAUAUCUCUGAUGCUCAUUACAAGGCUUGUAUAUAUGCUGGAAUUAACAUCAGUGGCACCAAUGGAGAAGUUAUGCCUGGACAGUGGGAGUAUCAAGUUGGCCCUAGUGUAGGUAUUGAAGCCGGUGAUCAUAUCUGGGCUUCAAGAUACAUCCUUGAGAGAAUUACUGAACAAGCUGGUGUUGUGCUAACUCUUGAUCCAAAACCAAUAGAGGGUGAUUGGAAUGGUGCAGGAUGUCACACCAAUUACAGUACAAAGAGCAUGAGGGAAGAUGGAGGAUUUGAGGUGAUAAAGAAGGCCAUUUUGAACCUUUCCCUACGCCACAAGGUCCACAUUGAAGCAUACGGAGAAGGAAACGAAAGAAGGUUGACAGGAAAGCAUGAGACAGCCAGCAUUAACUCGUUUUCUUGGGGAGUGGCUAACCGGGGAUGCUCAAUCCGUGUGGGAAGAGACACCGAGAAGAACGGCAAAGGUUACUUGGAAGACAGGCGUCCGGCUUCGAACAUGGAUCCAUAUGUGGUAACAGCAUUACUGGCAGAAAGUACAUUAUUGUGGGAACCAACUCUAGAGGCUGAAGCUCUUGCAGCUCAGAAGCUUGCAUUAAAGGUCUAAAUCUAAUGGCUUUCCAGAUGGAGAGUGUGAGGAGCUGAGAAGCUCUUUUAGAUGAUUUAUAUUUAUCUUAUGAAGAUGUUGUUUUCUGUGGACAAAUGAGGCUGCCAUGCCUAGUUAUGAGAUGAAUGAAUGCACAUUGUAUUUGCAUAUGGUAUGGACAGAAUUAUUGCAUUGAUGAUUUGCUUGGUUA